Molecule: messenger RNA, 2838 nt
Organism: Sebastes umbrosus (honeycomb rockfish)
Lineage: Eukaryota; Metazoa; Chordata; Actinopteri; Perciformes; Sebastidae
Product: butyrophilin subfamily 1 member A1-like
Exons: 7
Coding region: 97-987 (296 amino acids)
Source: RefSeq, a predicted model, not a curated record
AUCUGUAUUUGACACAGCAUGAGAAAGACAGGACAACAGCAGAAUUCCAGGAUGCGGAAGCAGCUAUAGGAAGGAGUGGCCUUCAGUGACUUCAGAAUGUUGCUGUUAUAUACCUUGAUCUUCUUCCGUCUCCUGUUACCGUCACACGGAGGUCGACCUCAGCUGAUCGGCUCAUCUCAGCCAAUAGUGGCAACGGUUGGUGAUGACAUCAUUCUGCCAUGCCACCUGGAACCUGCCACGGAUGCUUCUGACAUGAGGUUGGAGUGGGCGAGACCUGACCUGAGCCCCGGGUUCAUACACGUGAUGGCGGCGGGUCGAGAACACGUCGAUGACAAACAGCCGUCUUACAGAGGAAGAACUUCAAUAUUCGUCGACAAACUGAAGCACGGAGAUGUUUCACUGAACCUCUCUGAAGUAAAAGUGUCGGACGAGGGAACGUACAGAUGUCUCGCUCCCUCACUGGGUCGAGCCACUUUCAUUAAGCUUGUUGUUGUCGCUGCCUCCUCACCUGAUAUCACCGUGAUGAACAGAGCCAGUCUCAGAGUGGUUCUGCAGUGCGAGUCUGAAGGCUGGUAUCCAGAGCCUGAGGUGUUGUGGCUGGACGGUGAAGGAAUCCUCCUCUCUGCUGGACCUCCAGAGACAGUCAGAGGUCCUGAUGAACUCUAUACUGUCAGCAGCAGAGUGACUGUGGAGAAGACACACAGCAGCAGAUUCACCUGUAGACUCCAACAGAAGAACACCAACCAGACCAGAGAGGCACACAUCCAUCUGCCAGUCCUGUCUAGGUAUGUGAAACUUCUCCUGGCUCCAGGCUUGCUCAGUGUCUUGGUGUGUUUUGGAUUCAUAGUACAUGGAUGGCCGAAAAGCCGGGAGGCGGACUGUCGACAUUUAACUGAGGUGAAAACACAGGAGACUGACGAGCAAGAAACAGCAGGGGCAGAAAACCCUUCAAGCUCCAACAUGACAAGAACCUCAGGCCAGGAGUAAGAACUGUAAAUCAACAGGUGUUUAUUGUAUUGUUGCAGCAGGCACAGUUACCACAGCGAUACAUGUCAUAGUUGCCAGUUGUGGUUGCUCUGCUGAACGAGAAAAGGGGGCGGGGAUUUACAGAAAUCCUUCAAAGAUGGUUCUGCCUGAAGCACAUGCCAGGUUCUCUUGAGUGUCUCUUUAAUUUGUAAAGCGCAAUGAUUGUAUUCUGUAGAAAAACAGGAAACAAGUUUGAUUUUUUUUGUCUUUUAAGCAUUAGAUAAGAGAUCAGAACGAGAGGUGGCGUUUGCACGUUGCAUGGCUCUCUGGAUAGAGUUGGAGGCGUAACCUCUUUCCUUGGAUUGAGUAGCCAUUGUGUUUGUUUGGCAGUGAAAGGAGCAAUUGUGUUUUAGCCUCAAGAACUGACCAACUGGGAUAUUGUCCUUUAGAUGUUUGGUAUGAUUGCUAGCAGCAUGCUGUAUAUAGAGGUUUGAAUAGCUCCAGUUUCAUCUUUGUGUAUGGUUAAGUCUAAGUUAUUGAUUUUGUUAGUGCUGAAUUCACAGGCGAAUUUCAGGAAACUUGAGCUGUUGAGCUAGCCCUGCGAUAGUCUGGCGACCUGUCCAGGGUGUACCCCGCCUUCACCCAAUGUCAGCUGGGACCGGCUCACAGCUGAAUGAAUUACUAAGAGCUAAUGGAAAAAGAACGAUUAUUGCAGUCGAUGCCACUGGAUUCACACUUACUUUGUCAUUGCGAGCAACAAAUAUUGGCCCUUAAGUAUAGCCACAGAGCUGCUAGCGUAGCUGUAGACUCUCAGGGGCAAAUUCACUAAAAAAUUGCGCGGCUUUUGUGGCCGUUAAACCUGCUCAAAUGAGACAAAAAGAAAUUCUCAAAGCAACCGUAAAGGGAGGAAUGCACCCAUAACUGCACUGCUCCUGUGCUAUUUGCACAUAUUGAGAUGCAUACAUUUUUCACCAAAAUUGGACCCUUUCUUGCAAAAACAGUCCAAUUCACAAAGAUAAGCGCUAAUAGCCACAUGCAAUUUAUGAAAUUAUUAGCCUUUUCAGAGAGUUAUACUGACAGACUGGGAUAUUAAAUCCCAACUACACUUAUACUGACAGACCGGGAUGGAUAACAGCAAUCAGACACAACGAAGGGUACAUUUUGCACUCAGCUGCAAAACUUAAUGGGUGUGUUUGCGCUGUAAUUUGCACAAUAUCUUUUGUGAAUUGGACCUUGAAACGGGGCAGAUAGCCGUUGAAAGUGAUUCAUGGUGCUACCAGAGGCCGCAAUCCAUUUUUUGUGAAUUUUCCCAGCAGUCAGAGAUACAGGAGCUUUUGAACAAGUCUAAUAUGAAUUAGUCUGAAAUACUGAAUUACUUAAAUAUGCAAACAUACCAUUUCAUGUAUAUAUAUUAAAGUGAAACAAAAAAAUGAUGUAAUUAUAUGUACAAAAUGUAAAUUGUAAAUACUGCACAUUAACUUUAUACAAUAACAUAUUAUCAGUAUAGUAUUAUUCCAGCACUGAUAUUCUGUCUUGCACUAUUGUAGUAACCUUUAUAAAGAUAGUUUGUUGUCUAACUCUUGCCUGGACAUCAUAGCUAUAUGUUUGUUACUAGUUUGCAUAUAUUUGUUAAGUUUCAUAUCUUUGUUUAACUGUAUGUCCGUAUCAUUUGUCCUCAGCACUGUUUUUACUUGUAAUGAGAGAUUGUAUGUGUCCACACAGUUUGUCAAUUAAGCUGAUUCUGAAGUUAAUAGGUACUUUCACCUCGUACAAUUGCUUCUUGAAUGUACUAUUGUUAUAAUGCACUGAACAAAAAAAACUUGUAUUCAUCAUUAAUUACUGUGACAUAAUAAAGUUUAAAGUUUACCUGAG